Poecile atricapillus (Black-capped chickadee) is the source of this 1330-nucleotide messenger RNA. RefSeq names its product serine/threonine-protein kinase PAK 1-like. Lineage: Eukaryota; Metazoa; Chordata; Aves; Passeriformes; Paridae. The transcript is spliced from 8 exons. The record is from RefSeq and is a predicted model, not a curated record. The coding region runs from base 143 to 841 and encodes 232 amino acids. Gene Ontology annotation, molecular function: ATP binding; protein serine/threonine kinase activity. Gene Ontology annotation, biological process: regulation of MAPK cascade; regulation of axonogenesis; protein phosphorylation. Gene Ontology annotation, cellular component: cytoplasm.
UCCCGUCACAAAAUACAUUGAACUGGAAAGUCUUGGCAGCGGGGGUUUUGGAGAGGUUUCCAGAGCACUUGACAUUGCCACAGGAGGAGAGGUGGCCAUAAAGAAAAUAAGUGUGCAAGGAGUGAGGAGGAAGAUACUAACCAUGAAUGAAAUCAGGAUCAUGGAGAGUAAUAGGAGUCCCAGGGUCGUGAAUUACUUAGCCAGCUACCUUGUGCAUGAGGAACUCUGGCUGGUGAUGGAGUACAUGGACGGAGGCACUCUGAGAGAUCUCAUCGACGAGGCUCAAAUGUCUGAAGAAGAGAUUGCAGCUGUCAGUCGGGAGUGCCUGCAAGGACUGGAUUUUCUUCACUCCAACCACGUGAUCCAUCGAGAUGUGAAGAGCAACAACAUCCUGCUCAGAACCGACGGCUCUGUCAAGCUGGCUGAUUUUGGCCUUUCUGCUCAGCUCACCCCUGAGAAAAAUCAACGGUGCUCAGUGAUCGGGACUCCUUGGUGGAUGGCACCUGAAGUGGUGAAGCGUCAACCAUAUGGCCCCAAAGUGGACGUGUGGUCUUUUGGAAUUGUGGCAAUUGAAAUGGCCGAACAAAAAACUCCUUAUGACAGUUUCACUGCUCGAUCGGCUAAAUACCACAUAGCCACAAAAGGGACCCCACAGCUGCGGCAGCCCGACCAAUUCUCGCCUUUGCUGCGUGACUUCCUGAGCUGCUGCCUGCAGAAAGGCGAGGCGCAGCGCUGGUCUGCCAAGGAGCUGCUGCAGCAUCAAUUUAUAACAUCGGCCAUGCCUGGGUCCAGCCUGGCACCACUCAUCAUGGCAGUGAAGAAGUGGAAGGAGGAGAUAUGAAUGCGCCAAUCAAUUUCAAACUGUUUUUUCCAUGCCCAACUUAGAGUAGGAUUGUAGAGUAGGAUUGUAGAGUAGGAUUGUAGAGUAGGACUGUAGUGUAGGAUUGUAGUGUAGGAUUGUAAAGUAGGACUGCAGUGUAGGAUUGUAGUGCAGGAUUGUAGAGUAGGAUUAUAAAUAAAGUUACUGAUACCUCAACUCCUUUGGAACAUUUCUCUCCUUCUGACCCUGUGAGAAAGCUCAACAUUUCCUCCUGAAUUGUCAGUUUUUUCUUAGAGGUGGAAAGUGACAUUGAUGGCUUCUUUGGUACAGUUUGUAAGGGGGGAAGGCUCUUCUUCAUUCAUCCUCUCCAGACCACACUGCCUUUGGAAUAUGGCCAACUGGCCAAGUUUUGCCCAGCUCUGGCAUUUCUAUUUGAGGCAGAAACAGCAAUGGCAUUUGCAGGAAAAACCAAAGGAGGAACGGUGCAACACAAACAUCCUGUGCAGAUGC